AUGACUACUGCAGUUGAAGGCAUCUCAAACGAAAAAGAGUUUGACUCUGGCGUUCCUCAAUACAAUGAGGAUCUCGAGCAUGCCGCCACUCAUGGAACCUAUCUGGACCCAGUCGAAGCUUCUCAUCUCUCAGAGGAGCACCGUCAGUAUCUGCUACAGAGACAUGGCACGCUUGAGCUCGACCCGCUCCCUACCAUGGGCGACGCGGACCCUUACAACUGGCCAACGUGGAAAAAAGUUCUGAAUCUUGUCUUUGUGGCUUUCCAUGCUUGCAUGUGCGCAUUCGCCGCCUCAGCGAUCAUCCCGGCCUACGAAAACAUUGCAGAAGACCUCGGUGUUAGCCUGCAGCGAACCUCAUACUUGACAUCGCUGCAGAUCGCAAUCCUUGGGGGUGCACCGCUGUUCUGGAGACCGCUUUCCACACGUUACGGACGCAGACCCAUCUUUAUCAUCUCGUUGAUUGGUAGUCUGGCAUUCAACGUUGGCUGCGCGAAGAGCACCACUUACGCAUCAAUGGCUGCGUGCAGAGCCCUGCAAUCCUUCUUUAUUUCGCCACCGAACGCCAUAGGCAGCGCCGUUGUCGUUGAGACGUUCUUCAAGAGUGAGCGAGCUAGGUAUAUGGGUGUGUGGACUGUCAUGAUCACGCUGGGUAUACCACUGGCGCCGCUCAUAUUCGGUUUUGUCACAUACUACGAGGGUUAUCGGUGGAUCUACUGGAUCCUGGCCAUUAUAAACGGGGUGCAAUUGGUCCUGUACUCAAUUUUCGGUCCUGAGACACGAUUCAUCCGUCACAACAACGUGGAACACGCCGUAUCUGGGUUCGCAGCCUUCAAGGAGUCAUAUCUCAAGUUUCGUCGCAUCGACCCCACCCCAAUUACCGCAAUAGAGUUUAUCUCCCCCCUUAGGCUGGCCAAAUACCCCUGUGUAAUGAUUCCAGCAUGCGCAUACGCAAUGGUAUUUCUCUUCGCUUCGGUCCUCACUACCGUCGAGAUCCCGCAGCUGUUUGGUGAAAAGUUCCACCUCAACUCCAAGCAACUAGGGCUCCAAUUUCUUGGCCUCAUCAUCGGCUCCAUCAUUGGUGAGCAGAUCGGCGGUCACACGAGUGACCUGUGGAUGCGUGCACGUGCGAAAAAGACUGCGCCGAGAAAACCAGCCCCUGAGUACAGAUUGUGGUUAAGCUACUUUGGUAUCUUGCUAGCAAUCUGCGGUCUUGUGGUUUUCCUAAUUCGCAUCGAGCAGGCUCCGGAGGGCCACUGGAAUGUCACACCCAUCGUCGGUGCUGGUAUUGCAGCAGCGGGUAACCAGAUCGUAACAACUGUACUGAUCACAUAUGCUAUCGACUGCUACCCUGACGAGGCGGGCAGUAUUGGUGUGUUCAUCACGUUAGUCAGGCAGACCUGGGGCUUUAUUGGUCCCUUUUGGUUCCCAGAUAUGUUUACAAAUGUAGGGCUCUCUCCUAGCGCUGGUAUUGUGGCUGCGAUGCUAGUCGUGGGAUCCUUGAUCCCUGUGGCCUUCUGCCACUGGAAAGGCAAGGCGCUCCAUGGCAACAUGAGCAAUCGGCUUUAA
This is a messenger RNA of Ascochyta rabiei, 1566 nucleotides long. RefSeq lists its product as uncharacterized. Gene Ontology annotation, molecular function: transmembrane transporter activity. Gene Ontology annotation, biological process: transmembrane transport. Bases 1 to 1566 code for a protein of 521 amino acids. The transcript has 4 exons. The record is from RefSeq and is a predicted model, not a curated record. NCBI's taxonomy places the organism in Eukaryota, Fungi, Ascomycota, Dothideomycetes, Pleosporales, Didymellaceae.